GACACUAGAAUAUAUGAGUGAAGACCGGCGGCACAAAGAGGAAGCAGAUGGCAAAAGAGAUCGACAGCGAAGCAAGCCUCUAGUCGGAGUUGCUGUCAGAUUCGUCGCAUUUACACAUGUAGGUAAUUAAGGAUAUCACCAUCUGUUUCUUUAUCCCGUGCGAUGCCCCGGUGAUUUUUGGUUGAAGGUAUAAAUGAUCACUGAGCAGAAAUAGGUAUCCUUGCAUCUUGCACAUAAAGUAAGAGGUUGACUCGACACUGUAGUGCCACGCCUGCGACAUCACGACCGCACACCCAACAAGACCCGAACACAUGGCAUACUCGCAAAACUCUCGACGGCCUUGGCCAAUUGCAGAACCCACUCAAUUAGCGCUGGACUUAGCCCAACACGGGGAACAAAAACACUUACUGUAGAUGAUAAGUCCUCGCUCAUACCUUGCUAUGGGCUUUCUGUGGAAUGUCAUUAUUAGUGAGGGUCACAGUUCAGCAGUGAUUAUGG
Guyanagaster necrorhizus is the source of this 498-nucleotide messenger RNA. RefSeq lists its product as uncharacterized. The transcript has 2 exons. NCBI's taxonomy places the organism in Eukaryota, Fungi, Basidiomycota, Agaricomycetes, Agaricales, Physalacriaceae. The record is from RefSeq and is a predicted model, not a curated record. The annotation marks the transcript as partial.